AUGGAAGUUCUAGUGCAAACCUAGGACUCUCAACGUGUUCCAUAAAAGAUCACCCCAAUGAUCAAGUAAACCAUAACCACGAAACCAUAACCACGUCGUUCCGUCCGAGCAACAAUCAUAUACUUCUUAUUCCCUAGGUAAGUAAGCAAGAUAAAAGAUAGAAAUGCGCGCUGGUCAAUAGCGUAUGAAGCUAAGGGCUUUUACGCGACGGCAAUACGUCGUCAGCGGACGAGCAACCAAGGCUAGGCAUGGCUCAUGGCUUCUGGGUAUCCCCGGAGCUGCCACGUGUACGCGACGUGGCAGCCCUGUAGUCCAUCUAACGCCGAUCCACGUGGCAACUCUCUGAUUACUCAAGCACGGACCGCUCGCUCGCUCGCUCGCUCGCUCGGCCUCUCUUCCUCAGUCUCCCAGCGGCGGCGCUCAUGCUGAGUAUCGGUGGCUCUAUCACUGAGGCAAUUCACCGAACAGUUGCCAUGCAGAGGUUUGGCAUGGAUUCGUGAACACGCAGCUCGCGCCACAUUCGAUCUCGUCCGAUGAGGAAUGUCUUCGGAAGCCUCAGGCGCCACCGCCGGUCUGCUGUGCUCUCCAAGAUUUUGUGCCUUGGAAAUAACAUUGAAGGCACUGGGGUGAGCUAUUUAGGGUUCUAUGUGAUGAAAGAUAUUCAAAUGACUCAGAGGAAAAAUAGUUGGUUGCCACCAGUCUUUUCACAACAAUGUUUGUUCUCGACUGGCUACACCAGCAUUCACGGUGAGAGGCCAUCUGCAGAGUAUGCUAAAUUGAGGAAGGAAUCACUAGAAAGUGAAUUUGGACAUGCUCUUGGAGAUAGCUCCAAGGGAUUAUCAGUUGUCUAUCACUUUGGUCCAUUUUUAGCUUUCUAUAGAGCGGCAAUUAUUUCAUUCUAUGUGUUGAAGUUGACCCUAUGGCAGUUCUUUGUCCAAGAUAUGAACAGAAGAGCCAUCAAGUUUCGAGAAACACUUAUAUGUUUGGGGCCUUUCUAUAUCAAGCUUGGCCAAGCUCUGAGCACCAGACCUGAUAUAUUGCCAACCAUAUAUUGCCAGGAGCUUGCUAAAUUACAGGAUCAAAUACCCCCAUUUCCAACUCCUGUCGCUAUUAAAUCUAUUGAAACCCAGUUGGGUGUUCCCAUUUCAAAGAUGUUUGCUGACAUAAGUCCAGAGCCAAUUGCAGCAGCAUCAUUAGGCCAAGUGUAUAAAGCUCACUUGCAUUCUGGAGAGCUUGUAGCUGUUAAGGUACAGAGACCUGGGAUGCCACUUGCAUUAACCCUUGAUGCCAUGUUGUUUCAUAUGAUGGGAGGCCAACUAAAGCGGUUUGCCAAGGCACGCAAGGACUUAUUAGUGGCUGUAAAUGAAGUGGUAAGGCAUAUGUUUGCUGAAAUUGAUUAUGUCAUUGAAGGGAAAAAUGCUGAACGCUUUGCUACUCUCUAUGGCUCUUACCGAUCCAAUGACCAGAGGAUUCAGUCAGAAGCAACAGGAGGGAAUACUGCCAAGUCCAAGAAUCCAAACUCAGUCAAAGUUCCAAAAAUAUACUGGGACCUUACUCGUAAAGCAGUUCUUACAAUGGAAUGGAUAGAUGGAAUUAAGCUCACUGAUGAACUUAACCUGAGUAAGGCCUGUUUGGACAGAAGGAAACUCAUUGAUCAGGGAGUAUACUGCUCGUUGAGACAACUACUUGAGGUAGGAUUUUUUCAUGCUGAUCCACACCCUGGGAAUCUUGUUGCUACUCGUGAUGGAUCUCUUGCCUAUUUUGACUUUGGCAUGAUGGGAGACAUACCUCGUCAUUAUCGUGUUGGACUUAUUCAAGUGCUCGUGCACUUCGUUAAUCGUGACUCUUUGGGCCUAGCAAAUGACUUUCUCUCUUUGGGAUUUAUUCCUGAAGGGGUUGAUGUUCGAGCAGUUUCAGAUGCAUUACGGGCAUCUUUUGUUGGGACUAGACAAUCUAAUGAUUUCCAGGGAGUAAUGCACCAGCUAUAUGAUGUUAUGUACGAGUUCAAUUUUUCACUGCCACCUGAUUAUGCUCUUGUAAUAAGGGCACUUGGAUCAUUGGAAGGCACAGCAAAAGUUCUCGAUCCCGACUUCAAAGUCAUUGAGACGGCAUAUCCUUUUGUCAUAGGGAGACUUCUUGCAGACCCGAAUCCUGACAUGAGAAAAAUUUUGCUGGAACUUCUCAUUCGUAAUGAUGGGUCUAUUCGAUGGAAUCGGUUAGAACGUCUGGUGGCUGCGAUAUCUGAUCAGGCAUCUGAAUCGGCAGAACCUUCUAACGAUGAAGAAGAUUCUUCAAAUUCUAUGGGCUGGAAAUCAUUUGACAUGCGUGCUGUUGUUGCUGCUACUGAAGAUCUUUUACAGUUCAUCUUGUCUGAAAAGGGUUCAAGGGUCCGGAUAUUUCUUCUUCGGGAUAUAAUCAAAGCAGCCGAUGCUUUUCUACAGGACGAAGUACUUGGUUGCAUAUUGAAUGAGAACGUUGAAGCCACUGAAAAAUCACAUUCUGAGGAUCAUGCUAUGCUCACGAGGGUGGUCAAGGGGUUUAAAUCUCUGUAUCAGGCAGUAAAGAUGGCACCUGAGUUGUGGUCAGCUAUGUUAAUCCGUAUGGUUGUGAAGCCUGAUUUCCAAGGAUUCAUGAUGGACAUAGUUUCGACUUUACUAUUUCAUUCUAGUAUUAAGCUUCCCGAGACUUCUUGGGUUUGUAUCUCUAGAAUUCUUCAUAAGGUGGUGGACGAUUCAGGUGAAUUGUGAGGGAGACGCCAAGUAAUUAGUCAUGGUGUACCUUCCUUUUCACGCAAAAGCCAAUUUUGACCUUUAUUCGUGUAGUAGUACAAAUCUUUUGGUAGUUGUAGGCUGAUGCAGCUUGCGAAGUUCAAGACCAUGGCCUGAGAGGGCAAAAAUGGGGAAAGCAAGUACCUUGAAAACUGGAGCAGAAGGAGGACUCAGAUCAACGAAGGAAUUGUCGGCAAGGCAAUGGUGCCAUUACGCACGACGAGCGAACAUACAAGGCCAUCCUCAUUGUCCUCCCUCUGUGUUAUGCCAUUCUACUCUUAGUGAGAAAAUAGAUCUCGGAAGAGUUAAUUUGUUUUAGGGAAAACUGUGGAUAUGUGCUCCUUAGGUACCGGGAUAGUGAAAAUAGUUGAUUAAAUAGCUUUGUUUGAGAGGCUGAAAUUCUAGACCUUUGCUUUGAGAUGUUCGAACCUUUUAUGCUCCAGAACAUCAGAAGAUCGAAAAGCAUAGAACAUUGUAUUGCCGUCCUUUCUGAUAAGCACCUUUUAGUA
Messenger RNA from Punica granatum (pomegranate), 3277 nucleotides. NCBI's taxonomy places the organism in Eukaryota, Viridiplantae, Streptophyta, Magnoliopsida, Myrtales, Lythraceae. The record is from RefSeq and is a predicted model, not a curated record.